AUGAUCGGAGGGAGGGGUUUCACUCAGGCUGGAAACUACCAUGCCCAUCAUGCACCAGGGGCGGGACUGCCACUCCCAUCAUGCACCGGGGGCGAGGCUUGCCUCCUGCGGCGUGUGCUGGCCUCAGGACUACAGCCCCCAGCAUGCACCGGGAUUGCGGUGCGGUGUGCAGGGAUUCUCGUCCCCGUGCUGCGCGCGGGACGCUCGGAGAGGGCGGCAGGCGGGGAGAAGCCGGCGGAAGGGGACGCGCCUAGCGCGAAGCGGCCCCGAGACCCCACUCACUACGGCCCCAUCCCCGGCAGCGUCCUGCCCACGUGGGGAGGCGGAUUCCUGACAAGGCCCCAGCUCAGCAGUGCCUGCCUCUGGAGCAAGAUGUCUGAGAGAAGCAGCCCCAUUCGGCUGGACCUGAGCUCCCUGCGGGGGGCGCCCCAAGAUGUCCUGCACCUGCUGCCCUGCGAGGUGGAGCACAACGGCAGUGCCCCAGUGGACAGAUACUUCACCCCGGCCAUCCGCCAGGGCUUGCAGGAGAAAUCUGUAUCCUUCCGUGGCAGGAGCCUCAAGGGGCAGGAGGUGAUGGUGCCCCAAGGUUAUGUGGGGCUGGUUCUGAAGGAGGAUCAAAGGCCUUGCACAGAGGAGGAGGAGCGGACCCUGCGGCUGAAAUCAACUUUUGGGACGCUGACAGUUUGGAACCUGGAGCAGGCUCCAAGUGCGGAUGAUGGGCUGCUCCUGGCUCUGAGCUGGCCAAGGAUUGCAGAGGCCAUCCAUGCACCAGUGUCGAGGAAGGAACAGUGAGUCCAUGGCGGAGGCAGCGGUCCCAGGACUGCCAGCCACUGGCUGCUGCUGGGGUCUGCAUUGGGUUUUUUUGGCCCCAUCACCCUGCGUGGUGGCUCCAUGCUGAGAAUACAUGGAUCUCACAAAGA
Mauremys mutica (yellowpond turtle) is the source of this 920-nucleotide messenger RNA. RefSeq names its product ribonuclease H2 subunit C (gene RNASEH2C). Gene Ontology annotation, biological process: RNA catabolic process. The record is from RefSeq and is a predicted model, not a curated record. Bases 1 to 792 code for a protein of 263 amino acids. NCBI's taxonomy places the organism in Eukaryota, Metazoa, Chordata, Testudines, Geoemydidae. The transcript has 5 exons. Gene Ontology annotation, cellular component: ribonuclease H2 complex.